Molecule: messenger RNA, 1554 nt
Organism: Mycena indigotica
Lineage: Eukaryota; Fungi; Basidiomycota; Agaricomycetes; Agaricales; Mycenaceae
Exons: 5
Coding region: 1-1554 (517 amino acids)
Source: RefSeq, a predicted model, not a curated record
AUGGUCAAUGUCUCCCUCGUGUCUACUAAAGGGAAUCAUGUGAAAUGGUUCCCCUACACUGGCCUACUAGGCCUCACCCAUCUGAAAGUUGAAGGAGCCGUGCGGACCCGACUUGACGCUGACCUCAAACCGCUUCCCGCCAGUUCUGUCAUUGUUUUUGUUCGCUGCUAUGAGACUCGCAUCGGGCUUUUGGGCGUAUUGACUUCAAAUAUUCUCGUGGAAUAUAGUCAGACCCUGUGGAGUGCAGGGUCAACAAACAGCUACUCGGAUAUUGGUGACCUGGAGUUGCCAUUCCGUAUAAACAUUCCACCAGACGUCGGCGGCUUUAGCACUGCUUCGUAUGCCUCGGUUUAUAAGUGCACAUGGCGUGUCGAAGUCAUCGUCAACCAUAUUCCAUUGCUAGGUGUAGGCGCAAAGAUUAUGAAGCAUUCAGAACUUCCACUCAUCCGUUUCGACGUCCCACAUUCAUUCAGGCUGUCUACACCUCCCGCUCUCACCCAAGCCAUCUCUCACCCACAUCUGCCGCCCAUACGAUACGCUGUGGAAGCUCCGAAAGAAGCCAUUGGUCCUCUUGAUCUUGUCCCCAUAUCAAUCCAACUUUCCUCUAGCUCACCUGUGACUUUCCGCAGUGCUAGCGUCAUAGUAGAGCGCCGACUAACAAUAAAAGAUCCCAGUCGAACAACUUCAUCGCCGACUUCUCACACCUCUCGGUCGCUUCCCAUCCCCCAACAAAAUUCCUCGCCGUCACCAUCACCCGCUUCCAGUUUCCAAGAGAAGGCAUCCACGGUUUCAUCCACAACAACCAUAACACCGGCCGCCGACACUCGUGCCACGAGCUCUUCGCUGGUCAAUCAUAUUGCCGCUGCCGAAUCAUCGGGUCAGUUCGCGUUGUCUGCUUCUGGUGUGUGGAGCAAGACGUUGACUCUCCAGUGGCCGGCUGCAAAAUCCCAUAGUAGAUGGGCUAUCGGCGAAUCAAUCGAAUCUGAACUGGUGGCGGUCAGAUUCUUUGCUCGGAUUAAGCUUGUUGUCUCAUCAUCGCAUGGGACUGAAUCAGUUGAACUAGCAGAGUGCGAAUUGUUUGUCGUGUCGACCAACGAGGCUGAGCGACAAUUGGCUCUAUCCAAGUACGACCAGUCACGUUACUCCGAAGGUGGUCGGUCUAAAUCCAAGUCACCUCGGAGAUCGCAUAGACAGUCUGACACCGCUCCGCCUCUGCCUGCUUCCGGCUCAAGAGUUGAACAUCCGCAUCGAACUUCUGUUUCCACAUCGUAUUCCCCUUCGCCAUCUUCCUACAAGCCACCACGUAGGCCACACACCAGUGCUGGACCUAGAGACAAAACCCGCUUACGUGUAGAAAAUCCGGUCCAACCGAUAGAACGCACAAACUCGGAUAGUAGUACGCCCAGUCUGAGCUCUCCAUCCUCGAGCGACAGUCACCCAUCAGACGAGAUCAAGGAAUGGGAGGAAGAGCUUGCACAAAUUGAGCUACGAAGUCGGAGAUCAAGCGAUUUGGUGGCAAUGGCUCGUACCAGGCGUUUAGAUGUACCUUCAUAG